Molecule: messenger RNA, 451 nt
Organism: Staurois parvus
Lineage: Eukaryota; Metazoa; Chordata; Amphibia; Anura; Ranidae
Source: the annotation of a GenBank genome assembly
GAACUGUUACUCAGGGACACAGAAUUGUUACUGAGGGACACAGAAUUGUUACUGAGGGACACAGAAUUGUUACUGAGGGACACAGAAUUGUUACUGAGGGACACAGAAUGUUACUCAGGGACACAGAAUUGUUUACUCAGGGACACAGAACUGUUACUCAGGGACACAGAAUUGUUACUCAGGGACACAGAAUUGUUACUCAGGGACACAGAAAUGUUACUCAGGGACACAGAAAUGUUACUCAGGGACACAGAAAUGUUACUCAGGGACAGACACAGAAUUGUUACUGAGGGACACAGAAUUGUUACUGAGGGACACAGAAUUGUUACUCAGGGACACAGAACUAAUCGUUGAAUUAAAGAGUAUGUCAGACAACACGCAGAGGAGUGGCAGAGCAGGCAAUGUUUCAGGAGCGAGCAGACGUGGCAGCAGAGGAAGGGGUCGAGGCAGC